CGAAGUGCUGUUUCGUGAAUUGUUACGUAAAUUUGCAAACAUCCCAGAACUACAGUGUGGUAUUAACGAUGGAUUACGACGAUUUGAUAAAGAAUCUUGGUAAUUUUGGAAAGUUUCAACUUCGUCUCUACGUUAUACUAUUCUUCCCUGUUCUUUUCAAUUCGUUCAGCACCCCCAUCAUCAUAUUCUUCCUGGGAGACCAAUCGUACAGGUGUAAAAUACUGGACUGGCCAAAUGACACGUAUGCUGUUUAGAGUGACUAUCAUAAAAGGAUCAUUAACUCCUCUAUACCCACAAAACCAGAUGGCACAUACAGUGAAUGCGAAAUCUUUCGGAAUGGAACGAGAGAAAGAUGUGCAGAAUGGGUCUUCGAUCUUUCAACAUUUACUAAUACUAUUGCCUCACAGUUUAACCUGGUGUGUGAUGGAUUCAUGCUCCGCCCCCACGUGAUGAUGGUUUAUUUCAUUGGAUUCGCGGCGUCAACACUAUUCAUGUCCAUUGUUGGAGAUAUAAUUGGACGACGACUGGAAUGCUGCAUCUGCCUGACUUUCUUAUUCAUCACAAACAUCAUCAUGCCAUUCUCCACCACUGUCUACAUGUUCGCGGUACUACGUUUCUUCGACGGAUUCUUUUCAACCUCGUUUUAUCGCACUGCGUUUAUAAUGGGUAUAGGGCUAACGGUGAGUGUGACCAGUCAACAGGGAAUGCUUUCCUUAAAGGAGUUGUGAGAUUGAUCACUGUUUGUUAUCUUCACCUUUUCCUUAAUGGUACAAGUGGUGUGAGGAAACAUUCAUGGGUUUCCCUAUAACUACGUGUCAACAUGAGUGAAAAAUCGUCGACGGGACGUAAAAGAACCAACCAUCUCAAGAUAGUAUAUUUUAUAUUAUUGCCUUUACAAUAUCUUGUAUGUAUAUUUUCUCCUAUGCUUUGUGAGGACGUUCUCGGUUGAUAAGCUUCAUCAGAGAGAGCUAGAGAUAGCUCUGACUGAAAUUUUACAAUUUUGAUAGAGGAUUCUCUCCUGUUUAUUUCUAUUCAGUUUGUUUGUUUGAUGUACAAGAGGAAUAUUUUCUUAGAAAUAAUGCAAUUAAAUCAUGUAGGUCAUGAAGCCCUGCCCUCUUAGCGGCGGGUAUUUUAAGAUACCUAUACAGGACCACAAUGUAAACUAGUCAUUUGUACUAAUUGUGCUAUCCUGUCUAAAUAAAGAAGUUAUCAUAUUGAUUUAAUCAUUAAGCAAGGAUUUUUGUUGUUAAAGACUGUCAUUUAUGAUAUCAGUAAGUAACAUUUUAUUCAUAAAAGCAACAAUGUGGUUCGGGUUGCAUUUCCCUUUAAAAAAUGGUAGGUGUUAAAGGAAGAAAUAAGAUGCCUACAACUUGUUUACAUUUCUAUUACUUAACUCUUCUUAAAACUACUAAAUGAAGGUUUCUGGAAACAUGUAUUUGAAUUCUUAAAAGUGAAAUUACAGUAUAUGAUAUUGGUCUUGCGGUACAGUAUGUAGAUGUUGGUACAGCACAAUUUAUGCAGUUUUAACGAGGUUCUAAGAACCUGAUGUGAUCAUUUCCAUUAUGUUAGGACUGGAGUUUGUGACACCACAGUUACGCUUGGUGUCCGGUACUAUUAUACUACUAGUAUACUGUGUGGGAGCCUACAUACUUGUGCUGAUGGCCUACUUCAUCAGAGACUGGAGAUGGUUACAGUUAGCAGCUGCUAGUCCGAUGGCAAUACCUCUUAUAUACUGGUGGUCGAAAGUUUUACCAGAAUCGCCAAGAUGGUUGAUAUCUCGGGGAAGGUACCAGGAAGCCAUGGAAAUAUUACAGUACGCAGCGAAGGUGAACGGCAAGACGUUUGACCAUGACGUUGCUUUAUUAAGCGUUCAUGUCGAAAAUAAAAAAGAUGAAGGGAUGUUUCUUAUACUCAAGGAUCUCUUUCAAUCGAGACAACUUGUCAUUCGAUGGUUAAUCAUUGCAGCAAAUUGGUUUGCUGUUUCCUUCAUAUACUAUGGUAUUACGAUGAAUAUAGGACGAUUUAGUGGAAAUUUAUAUUCUAAUUAUGCUAUAUCCGUCACUGCCGAAAUACUCGGAUACUCAAUGUGCUUUUUGCUGGAUAGAACGGGUAGAAAACCGUUGCAUCUUGUCGUCCUCUUUGGAAGUUCAGUGGCUUGUUUCCUGACACUCGUUCCUCUACUUCUGUUGGAUGAAUCGGGUAACUGGCUGUUGAUAGCCUUUGCAAUGAUUGGAAAGUUUGGAGUGUCUGCGGGAUUUGGAGAGAUUUAUAUAUACACCGGGGAAUUGUUUCCAACCGUCAUGCGAAGUCUCGUGUUAGGUCUUUCCGGGGCGGGGUCAAGAAUUGGAGGGAUACUGUCACCAUACAUGUUUUAUCUGGCUGAUGGGACAAUGGGUAAAGUGUUACCGUUCCUGUUUUACGGAGUUGUAACCCUUUGCGUUGCAGUUUUGUCACUGAAGCUACCGGAGACAAGAAUGACCAAACUACCUCAGCAAGUGACAGACAUCAAUACAAAAGAUCCCUCCAUAAUUGAAGAUGCGGAAAAUGUAGAUGAAUUAAAAUGAUUUGCAGGGGAUGGAUUCUGUUACAUGAAGUGUGUUGAAAUCACUCCGCCGUAUCAAGGAGCCGAUUAUAUAAGAAACAUGCAGAAAGAAAAAAUAUAAGUGGCACAAUAAUAACAUUAAAAUCUCUUUAAAAGGAUUGAUUUUUAAGAAAAGGAUGUUUUCUUGACUUUUUCAUUAAAACACUUUACUAUU
Messenger RNA from Ostrea edulis (European flat oyster), 2756 nucleotides. RefSeq names its product organic cation transporter protein-like. Gene Ontology annotation, biological process: transmembrane transport. Gene Ontology annotation, cellular component: membrane. The transcript is spliced from 10 exons. The record is from RefSeq and is a predicted model, not a curated record. Bases 1563 to 2564 code for a protein of 333 amino acids. Lineage: Eukaryota; Metazoa; Mollusca; Bivalvia; Ostreida; Ostreidae. Gene Ontology annotation, molecular function: transmembrane transporter activity.